AUGCCAGCUCCCGCUGGCGUCCAGCACGACGGUGGUGCUCCCAUUAUCGACGGGCUCACUGACCGAGUCACAAACGGCAUCACCAAUGGAAUCACUAAUGAAUUCACCAAUGGAAUCACAAAUGGAAUCACCAAUGGCUUACCCACUACGAACGGAACCAGCAGCCCGAGCGCCUUGGAGCAUUCCGUCACCGAUGCUUUUCAUGCCGACUCCCACAGCCCGCCAGAACCCAUUGCGAUUUGCGGUAUGGCCUGCCGUCUUCCAGGCGGAUUGAGCUCGCCGGAACAAGCCUGGCAAUUCAUCUGCAACAAGAUGGACGGCCGAAUCAAAGUACCUUCCUCGCGAUACAGCGUGGACUCCUAUUACAACCCAGGAAGCGCAAAGCCAGCCACUGUUUCGACUCAAUACGGCUACUUUCUGGACGAGUCAGUCGAUCUCGGAGCCCUAGACACAUCAUUCUUCACUCUGCCCAGAACAGAAGUAGAACGGGCGGACCCUCAGCAACGCCUGAUGCUCGAAGUCGCAAGAGAAUGUUUUGAAGAUGCUGGUGUGACAAAUUGGAGAGGAAAGACCAUCGGUUGUUACAUCGGCAACUUCGGCGAGGACUGGAUCGAAAUGUAUGCCAAGGAGAAUCAGCAGUGGGGAUUGCAUCGUAUCGUUGGAACAGGCGAUUUCGUCAUUUCGAAUCGCCUCUCUUACGAAUUCGACAUUAACGGACCGAGCAUGACCAUUCGCACUGGUUGCUCUGCUGCUCUUGUAGCGCUGAAUGAGGCUUGCGCUGCACUGGGCCGUGGUGACUGUGAGGCCGCCCUUGUUGGCGGGGUCAACCUUAUCAUGGGCCCCGGCAUGACUACGGCGAUGACUGAGCAAGGCAUUCUCUCCAAGGACGGGGCUAGCAAGAGUUUCUCCGCAGAGGCGAACGGAUACGCUCGCGGGGAGGCUGUCACAGCAAUUUAUGUCAAGCCACUAGCUGCUGCCCUCCGAGAUGGCAACCCCAUCCGAGCUAUCGUCAAGGCAACAUCGCACAACUCGGAUGGUCGAACGCCGGGCCUGUCGCAGCCAAGUACGGAUUCACAGGAAGCACUCAUGCGCAGGGCAUAUGCUCUGGCCGGCAUUAGCGACUUUGGAGAGACAGCCAUGGUAGAAUGUAAGUGCUCGCUGAGAAGCUAGAUCCAUGUUGUCAUCUGCAGGAAACUUGCUGACGUUUGACGUUCCUUUCCAGGCCACGGCACUGGUACCCAGAUUGGCGACCCGAUUGAAGCAAAAGCUGUAGCCCGUGUCUUUGGAGAGAAGGGUGUCUUCAUUGGCUCAGUGAAGCCCAAUCUGGGCCACACCGAGGCCGCUUCAGGUCUGGUAUCUCUGAUCAAGAUGGUAAAGGCGCUGGAGCAUCGCACAAUUCCCCCCAAUAUCAAGUUCGCCACACCAAAUCCCAACAUUCCUUUCGAGGAGGCCAAGAUGGUGGUCCCACUUGAGCCAACUCCAUGGCCAGAGGACAGACUGGAACGUAUCUCAUUGAACUCCUUCGGAGUUGGAGGAGCAAACGCGCAUGUCAUUCUGGAAUCAGCCGCUCACCACAACAUUUACCCAAGGGUUUCCGAACCCUCUGACGCUCCUCAACUUCUCCUGUUCUCUGCAAACACAAAGUCUUCGUUGGAACGGAUGAUCGCGCAGUAUAAGGACUGGGUAGACAAAAGUCCGGACGGCGUCACAGAUCUGGCAUACACUUUGGCUCGUCGGAGAGAGCAUCUGAGACACCGAGCUUUCGCUAUUUGUCAACAUGGCGCCUUCGAAUCGGUGUCAGCAGCAACAGACGCCAAGGCUGCAUCGACUGCAGCCAGCAACGUGGUCAUGGUCUUCACCGGUCAGGGCGCACAGUGGCCACAGAUGGGGCGUGACUUGUUGCAGUCUAACGAGGUGUUCCGCUCCACGAUUCGCUCACUGGAUCAAUACCUGGAAGGUAUCGCUAACUACUCGAUCGAGAAGGAGCUCAAGAAGCCUGCCAAAACGAGCAAACUGUCUUCGGCAGAGCUAUCUCAGCCUUUGUGUACUGCACUUCAGCUUGGACUAGUGGACGUUUUCAAAGCGGUUGGCAUCGUACCCUCUGCCGUGGUUGGACAUAGCAGUGGAGAGAUAGCUGGUGCCUAUGCAGCAGGAGCUCUGACUGCCCAGGAAGCUAUUACGGCUGCACAUUACCGUGGAGCCGUAACUAUACAGCAAACGAAACCUGGCUGCAUGGCUGCGAUCGGCAUGGGUUGGAACGAGACUGAGAAGUACCUCGUGCCAAACGUCCGCGUUGCUUGCGACAACUCUCCUCUGAGUGUCACCAUCUCUGGUGAUACUGAAAGUGUUGAAAAAGCUGUUGCCUCUAUACAGGAACAGAAGCCAGAUGUUAUGGCUCGCCUACUCAAGGUCGAUAAGGCGUAUCACAGUCAUCACAUGGCAGAGGUUGGCGAUGCUUACGUCUCGCUUAUGGGUGACAGUGUCCGUGGUGGCACUCCAUCGAUACCAUUCUUCUCCAGCGUCGAGGGAAAACUGGCCAAUGCGGGAACAACUUUUGGGCCUCAAUACUGGAGGACCAACUUGGAAUCGCCAGUCCGCUUUCGCGAGGCGGUCAGUGCCAUUUUGAGCGACGAGAAGUACAAGAAUGCCGUCUUCCUUGAAGUCGGACCACAUUCCGCCCUGGCCGGUCCACUGCGACAAAUCUUCAGCCACGCAUCCUCUCCCGCUCCAUACGUCUCAGCUAUGCUUCGUGCACAGGACUGCACGUCAUCAUUCCUCGCCGCAGUUGGGAAGCUCUUUUCUCUGAGAGUAUCUGUCGACCUCGAAGCUCUGUUCCCAGCUGGCAGUUGCUUGCCCGAUCUACCCAGAUACCCAUGGAACCACGAAGAAAGCUACUGGUAUGAGUCUCGGCUCUCAAAAGAAUGGCGUCUGCGAAAGUUCCCACUGCACGACCUCCUCGGCUUGAAAACAGCCGAGUCAUCCGAGCUCGAGCCAGUCUACAGGAACUUGCUUCACCUUUCCAACGUCCCGUGGGUUCGCGACCAUCGACUGGGCGAAGAUACAGUAUUCCCGUUUGCUGGUUAUCUGGCCAUUGCCGGAGAGGCCGCCAGGCAGAUCACAGGCAUCGAAAACGGCUAUAGUGUCCGGAACAUUAUCGUCAGCACCGCGCUUGUUGUGACCGAGGGCAAGCCCACCGAAAUGAUAUCCACAUUCAAGCCACAUCGCCUGACUAGCUCCCUGAACAGCUCCUGGUGGGAGUUUACCGUGUCCUCAUAUAACGGCCACGCGUGGGUCAAGCAUUGCGUGGGAGAGGUAUCGGCUAUGGCUGGGCAGCCUUCCCCUGCGGCAGAGGUCCCGUCGCUGCCCCGCAAGAUCAAUGCUAAGAAGUACUACGAGACGAUGCAGAAAGGUGGUCUGGACCUUGGGCCAUCGUUCCAGACCAUCGAGGCCAUCGAAACUUCCACUGGUCACGAGAACAGAGCAGUCGGGAAGGUUUCGAAUGGAAAGCAAGGUGACGAGGCCAACUACCAUAUACAUCCCGUCACCCUCGAUGCCACUAUUCAGAUCAUGGGAGCUGGCGCCACCAAUGGGUCUCUCCGCAAGACCCGCACAUGGCUGCCAACCAGCAUUGAUUCCUUCACCGUCUGGCGCUGCGCUGCUGCCAUGCAAAAUAACAUCACGGCCACGCUUUCCAGCAACCAAUCCGUUGUCGGCAGUGGGAUUUGCGUCUCGGAGGGCAAGGCUGUCGUGGAAGCGACUGGCGUCAAGCUCGCGCUUGCGGAUGGCACGCUGGGUGCUGCCGGUUUCGGCGAUACUCACGCGGCUGCACGUUACGAGUGGGCGCCUGAUGUUGCUUUCAAAGACUUUUCGGACUUCAGUUCCCCACGAAGCGAUAACACUGACGUCCUUUCGCGCCUGGACGAGCUUGGACAGCUGUGCUUGCUUCUUUCCAAGAGACGCAUUGCAAAUCUGGACACCCCAAUUGGCCAGCCACAUCUGGAGAAGUAUGCUUCUUGGAUCUCGUCUCAAGCUCACUCAGUUGUGGUGUCUCUCGCACCAAACUACAAGAGCUUGGACAAUGAGACCAUCGUCGCCAGGAUCGAUUCUCUUGUUGCACAACUUGCUGGGACCAAGGCGGGCCCCGUGGCGAGAGCCAUCCAGCAGAUAUGCAGCAACACAGAAAUCCUGCUUUCGAACGCUACCCUCAGAGAUUUGCUGUCCGAAGAGGAUUUGGCCGGUGUGCAGAAGUUUGUUCAACAAUCUCAUCCAACGGAGUUUAUUCGCUGUCUGAGCCAUUCGAAGCCAAACCUUCGAGUGAUGGAGCUCAGCACUGGUGGAACGCCAAAGCCCUCUGAGGAGAUCGUCGAAGCAAUCAAACAUGUCAAUGGCCAAGUCUUGUGCUCGAACUACACUGUCACGUCCACAAGUUUCAUCACCGCCAAGGACCAAGAGAAGAGCUUCCCCAACCUCGAAGUCAAGACGCUGGAUAUCCGUGACGACCCGGAACAACAGGGCUUCGAUGGCGCACAAUUCGAUCUUAUAGUCGCCUCUAAUGCGCUUCGGGCCAGCACCAAUGUGCAGCAGAGCCUCGGGUACCUCAAGAAGUUGCUGAAGGCGGAUGGCUACCUGCUCCUGCAGGAACAUUGCUCAUCUGCUCGAUGGGUCACUUACGUCUUUGGCUUGCAGCCGGAAUGGUGGUCUGAGACGCCGGAGGCCAAUGGAGAGGGGACUCCGCUCAAUGCGGCUGACUGGAAGACACAGCUGGCUGCCGCCGGCUUGGGCAGGAUCUCGAGCAGUUCUGACGAUUCCCCAUCCAGCGAUCCACUGACAGUGACUUUGGUUGCCAGGCAUGCUUCAAUUGAAUUCCAGAAGAUCCCAAAGCUCACUGUGCUUUGCGACGAGAAGGCUGGGCACAACACUGAGGUCAUCAUCUCCCACCUUGAGAAGACUGGCCACCAGGUAACCAGAUGUUCACUGGAGGACCAGGUCCCUGCUGGACAGAAUGUCUUGUCUCUGUUGGACGCAGACAAAGCCUUCUUUGCAGACAUGACAGAAGCCCGGUACCUGGCAUUGAAGACCUUUCUCACAGGUGUCAAGGAGGCGGGCGUCCUUUGGGUCACGAAAUCUUGCGAAGUGGGAUGUAUAGGUCCUCAAUAUGCCCUCAUCAUCGGUCUGGCUCGUGUCCUCCGCUCUGAACAAAUGGUCAACAUGGCAACCAUCCAGAUCGACGAUCUCCAGCAGCAAAGUAGUCUGAAACAACUCUCUCGGGUGAUUGCCACUUUCCAAGACCAGAGUGGCGAUGAUGAACUCAACCCCGACUUCGAAUGGGCUAUCCAAGAUGGAGAGGUACUUGUGGGACGGUUUCAGCCGUUCACCUUGCUCGACCAGCUGCUCGAGGACGAGCCGAGCUCCUGGGCCAAACUUGAUGUCGCGACGCCCGGUCGUAUCAAUAGCUUGCAUUGGGUGCAGCAGCCUCGCGAGGAAUUGGCUCCCGGCGAGGUGGAAGUGCAGGUGCAUGCUGCAGGCCUCAACUUCAGAGUAAGCACCACGUCAUUAAUUUGGAGCAUUCUUCAUCAUACUGACCAUGUUCACAGGACAUUUUAGUCGCCCUUGGCAUUGUUGAGCUUCCAAUCCGACAGUUCGGCCUUGAAGCAGGCGGUAUCAUCACCAGAGUCGCAUCGGACGUCGACCCCAACGAGCUCAAGGUCGGCGACAGAGUCUUCUGCCUCAAGAAGCAGGCAUAUUCGACAUACCUGACGACACCAACGACAUUCUGUGUCCGCAUUCCGGAUCAUCUGAGCUUCGAGGAUGCUGGGUCCAUGCUGAUGCCCUACGUUACAGCUCUGCACUCAUUGGUCAAUGUCGCUCACUUGGAAAAGGGGCAAUCCGUCCUGAUUCACAGUGCUUGCGGUGGUGUUGGACUCGCUGCUGUCCAAGUCUGUCAGAUGAUCGGCGCUGAGCUCUACGUUACCGUCGGAAAUGAGGAGAAGGUCAACUUCCUCAUGGAUAACUUCAAGAUUCCAAGGAACCGCAUUUUCGAUUCUCGCAGCGCAUCUUUCGUGGAUGGCGUCAAGCGUGAGACGGAUGGCAAAGGCAUCGAUGUCAUCCUGAACUCACUCUCCGGUGAGCUGCUACACGCAACGUGGACCUGUGUCGCUGAGUUCGGCACUCUUGUUGAGAUUGGAAAGCGAGAUCUCAUCGGUCAUGGCAAGCUUGAUAUGAACCCUUUCCUGGCGAAUCGCAGCUAUUCUUGCGUUGACAUUGAUCAACUGUGGAAGAAGCCCCAGCUCCUGCGCAGGUUGAUCCUCAAUACUCUGGACUACUACGUGCAAGGACUCACUACGCCCGUUCGGCCCAACAAGGUUUUCCCGGCCUCGCAGACUCAAGAUGCAUUCCGAUACAUGCAGAAGGGCCAGCACAUUGGCCGUGUGUGCAUCUCAAUCCCGCACAAACCUUGGCCUUCUCGCGAGACCGCAGAGAUGGAAACUUCUCGGACAACUGGCACCAUUGCCUUCGGAAGCCAGGCAUCUUACCUCAUGGUUGGCGGACUGGGUGGACUUGGUCGUGCGAUUGCUGCCUGGAUGGCCGAACAUGGCGCCGGAGAGAUGAUCUUCCUCUCACGAAGCGCUGGUACCACCAACAAGAACGACGAUUUCGUCGCGGAGCUGGAAAGCAUGAACUGCGGUGUCAAACUUGUUGCAGGGGACGUCACCCAGGCACAAGACGUGCAAAGGGCGCUCGCGACUGCAUCCUACCCGGUCAAAGGUGUGGUACAAAUGUCCAUGGUCCUCCGAGAUCAGAAUUUCAGCAAGAUGAACUUUGAAGACUGGAAUGCUGUCGUGGCGCCCAAGGUACAGGGUACCUGGGCGCUCCAUGAAGCCACCCAGAGCGUCGAAGCGGACCUGGACUUCUUUGUGCUCUUCAGCUCCCUCUCUGGCGUUAUCGGACAGCCGGGACAGGCGAACUAUGCUGCUGCCAAUACCUUCCUGGACGCUUUCGCACAGUGGCGCAACCAGCAAUCCCUGCCAGCAUCUGUCAUCGACAUUGGUGCUGUCGAGGAGGUCGGCUAUAUCUCUGAACAGCAAGGCAUGAUCGGCUCCAUGAAGGCGACCGGAUUCAAGGGUAUCUCGGAGCAGGAGCUUCUCGAUGCCAUGACCGUCGCGAUGCUGCGACAGCCUGGCGGUGGCUCUCCCCCCAAGAUCUCCGCGAGCAAUGCCGGGAAGUUCAGCAGUCCCACCGCCUUCGUCCUCGGCCUCGGCUCCUCCAUCCCCUUGACCAGCUCCAGCAACCGCGCCGUGUGGAAACGCGAUCGUCGCAUGGCCGCAUACCACAACGUGCAACAAGACGGAGCAUCCGCAUCUUCCUCCGCCGAGACGCUCAAAUCCUACCUCGCGCAGGUCAAAUCCGACGCCUCCCUCCUCAAGACCGCCGAGGCCGCGAACCUCCUCGCCGUCGAAAUCGGCAAGAAACUCUUCGACAUGCUGCUCAAGCCGUACGAUGAGAUGAACACGUCGCUGCCUCUGACGGACCUGGGUUUGGAUUCGCUCGUGGCUCUCGAGUUAAGGGCGUGGUGGAAGCAGGUGUUUGGGUUUGAUAUUACGGUGCUGGAGAUGUUGGGGAUGGGUUCGUUGGUGGCGCUGGGGCAGCAUGCGGCUGAUAGUUUGUUCAAGUUGAUGGCGGAGACUGCCGGGGCGGCGUCGGCGUCGGCGUCGGCUUAG
This is a messenger RNA of Lecanosticta acicola, 7718 nucleotides long. The record is from the annotation of a GenBank genome assembly. NCBI's taxonomy places the organism in Eukaryota, Fungi, Ascomycota, Dothideomycetes, Mycosphaerellales, Mycosphaerellaceae.